This is a messenger RNA of Entamoeba nuttalli P19, 462 nucleotides long. RefSeq lists its product as hypothetical. Bases 1 to 462 code for a protein of 153 amino acids. Lineage: Eukaryota; Evosea; Mastigamoebida; Endamoebidae. The transcript has a single exon. The record is from RefSeq and is a predicted model, not a curated record.
AUGUACAGUUAUAUCUUAAUUAUUCCUUUCCUCACUUUAUCUUUUGCUUACGACAAAAAAUGGGAACCAUAUAUGGGAGAAUUAAGGUGGUACUCAUAUGAAGAAGCUCUUGAAGCAGCUCAAAGAAGAAAACUUCCAAUCUUAGCUUUCUUUGGUGGAUUGGAAUGUGAACAAUGUGGUACAUAUUAUCAAGUGUUUGAUCAACACCCUCGAUUCAAGGCAUUAGCUAAAAGGUUUAUUCUUUGUGGUUUAGAUGAAACUGAUGUAUAUUAUCAUAUGGAACCAUUUAAUAAAGAAGAGUAUUCUCCUAAAUUUGCCUUUUUCGAUAGUAAUGGAAAAUUACUUCCAUUUGACAGUUAUGAUGAUGAUGAACAUAAGUACUUUUAUAGUAAUAUUGAUCUUGUUAUUAAUGCAAUGGAAGAUGUUGAUGAUUAUAUGGCUGAUUAUCAACAAGAAUUAUAA